Molecule: messenger RNA, 617 nt
Organism: Staurois parvus
Lineage: Eukaryota; Metazoa; Chordata; Amphibia; Anura; Ranidae
Source: the annotation of a GenBank genome assembly
GUCCACAGUCUCUGGUCAUCCCCUGCACUGUCUGCAGUCUCUGGUCAUCUGUACUAUGUCCACAGUCUCUGGUCAUUCCCUGUACUGUGUCCACAGUCUCUGGUCAUCUGUACUAUGUCCACAGUCUCUGGUCAUUCCCUGUACUGUGUCCGCAGUCUCUGGUCAUCUUCUGGUCAUCUCCUGCACUGUGUCCGCAGUCUCUGGUCAUAUCCUGCACUGUGUCUGCAGUCUCUGGUCAUCUCCUGUACUGGGUCCGCAGUAUCUGGUCAUCCCCUGUACUGUGUCUGCAGUCUCUGGUCAUCUCCUGUACUGUGUCUGCAGUCUCUGGUCAUCUCCUGUACUGUGUCCGCAGUCUCUGGUCAUCCCCUGUACUGUGUCUGCAGUCUCUGGUCAUCUCCUGUACUGUGUCCGCAGUCUCUGGUCAUCUCCUAUACUGUGUCCGCAGUCUCUGGUCAUCUCCUGUACUGUGUCCGCAGUCUCUGGUCAUCUCCUGUACUAUGUCCGCAGCCUCUGAUCAUCUCCUGUACUGUGUCCGCAGUCUCUGGUCAUCUCCUGUAGUAUGUCCGCAGUCUCUGGUCAUCUCCUGUACUGUGUCCGCAGUCUCUGGUCAUCUCCUG